AUGUUGGGUGUUGAACGUUUUACGAUUUUCAGUGGUGGCGCUAAUGGGGUUGAUUUAGAAGCAGACCGUUUUGCACGAGACUUUGGUUUACCUGUCAAGAUCAUAAUUCCACCUUGUCAUCCACGAAGCAAAUACUUGCACCCGUUAACGCAUCAACAGUUGGGAGAAGCCAUUCCAAUCACAAACCAAGUCUCCAAUCGCCUCAACAAACCAUUAAGCAAUCCCAUCAGUUUACAGUACAUUCACCGGAAUUAUCAUGUGGUGAAACAAGCCGAAAUGGUACUGGCUUUUACAAGCUUUCAACCUGAAAGUAACUUAUGCUUUGGAGGUACCGGUUGGGCAGUGGAAAUGGCCAAACUUCUCAAGAAAAUCUUGUACGUGUACGAUGUGGAACGCAACAUUUGGUUCUGGUACAAUCACCAGCAAGAUAUAUUCUACGCCUGUGAUCAGAUGUCUGAAGAACAGUUUGCUUUACCCACCUUUUUACCCAAAACGGCCAUUGUGGGGAUCAGAAACAUUUACGAUUUUCCAGACGCUUUAUUAGAACUUCAAGAUACCUUUAAACGUAGUCUCAAUAUACCUGUAUAA
Porites evermanni is the source of this 588-nucleotide messenger RNA. Lineage: Eukaryota; Metazoa; Cnidaria; Anthozoa; Scleractinia; Poritidae. The record is from the annotation of a GenBank genome assembly.